ACGCUGGCGGCCUCGUGGGCCGCGUGGAUGCCGCCGGCCGUGGCGGGGCUGGCGGGGUCGUGCGCGUCCAUCCCGUGCCGCUUCUCGUACCCCGAGGAGCUGCGGCCGGGCUCGGUGCAGGGGCUCUGGUACUUCGAGCCCUACCCCAAGAAUUACCCGCCCGUGGUGGCCCGCUCCCGGCCCGGGGGCGUCCACGAGAGCUUCGAGGGCCGCGCCCGGCUGGUGGGGGACCCGGGGGUCCGCGACUGCUCCCUGGAGCUGGGACCCCCCCUCAGCGCCGAGCUCGGCGGCCGCUACUACUUCCGAGGGGACCUGGGCGGCUACAACCAGUACAGCUUCAGCGAGCACACCACCCUCGAGGUACUCGAGGAGCCGCUGCUGGAGGUGCCGGCGGAGGUGGUGGCGGGCGCCGUGGCCGAGCUGCGUGCCGCGUGCCCGACUCGUGCCCAGCGCCAGCGGCCGCGCCUGCACUGGGAGGGCGCCCGGGAGCUUCCGGAACUUUCCGAGCGCGAGUGGCGCGAGGACGCGGGCCGGCGCCGCCUCCGUCGUGUCCGGCUGCGCUUCCGCGCCCGGCGCGAGGACGGCGGCCGCAACCUGGGCUGCCAGGUGACCCUGCCCAACUCCAGCCUGGCCUUCAGCGCCGCCGUGGCGCUCGACGUGCAGUACGAGCCGCAGGUGCUGGAGGUGUCCGGCCCGGCCGAGGCCCUCGAGGGCUCCCCGGUGCACCUGGGCUGCUCGGCCGAGGGCCGCCCCCCCCCGCUGCUCACCUGGUUCCGGGGGCCGCAGGUGCUGCGGGAGGAGCCGGGGGCGGCGGCGCUGCCCCUGCACCUGGCGCAGGUGAGCCCCGAGCACAGCGGCACCUACACCUGCGUGGCCGAGAACCGGCACGGCCGCCACAACCGGAGCCUGGAGCUGCACGUGGCCUAUGCCCCACGCACACCUGUGCUCAAUGGCACGUUCUGGGUGCUGGCGGGUGAGCAGGUGCGCCUCACCUGUUCGGCCCGCAGCCACCCCGCCCCGAUCGUGACGCUGUCGCGCGGGCGCCGCCUGGUGGCCGCGGCCGUGUACGAGCGCCAGGUGAGCCUGGAGCUGCCGGCGGCCGCGCCCGAGGACGGCGGGGAGUACCUGUGCCGCGCCGAGAACCAGCACGGGCACAGCAGCGUGGCCUUCAACCUCACCGUGGAGUACCCGCCGGUGGUGCUGCCCGAGUCGCGCUGCGCGCCCGCGGGCGAGGGCGUGGCCAGGUGCGUCUGCGCCGCCGCCGCCGUGCCCGCGCCCGCCCUGGCCUUCGAGCUGCCCUGGCUGAACGCCAGCGUGGCCGAGGGGCACCGCGACUUCGCCCUCACCUGGAGCGCGCCCGGCGCCGCCCGCAGCCGCCCUCACCCUGCGCGGCGCCGACCUGGAGCCCCGGCUGGCCGUGCUGUGCCACGCCCGAACGCACCUGGGCACACCUGGGCACACCUGGAGCCGCGGCUGGCCGUGCUGUGCCACGCCCGCAACGGGCACGGCAGCGCCAGGGUGCAGCUCCGCUUCCACCACCCAGCAGGUCUGGUCUGGGCCAAGGUGGGUCCCGUGGGCGCCGUCGUCGCCUUCGCCGUCGUCAUCGCCCUCGUUUGUUACCUGAGCCAGAGCCGCCGCAAGAAGGCGUCGGGAAGCCCCGAGGUGACCCCGGUGACCCCGGCGGGGGGGCGGGACCCGGAGCCACGCCCACUGCAGGUGCGCUGGCUCCGGCGUUGGGCGCUGGGGGUGGGGGAGGGGCCGGCCCCCAAACCCGCGCGGGGCCCCCCCGAGGAGCCCCCGGAGUACGCGGAGAUCCGCGUCAAGUGACCACGCCCACCCCGCCGGGACACGCCCACAUGGACACGCCCACCCGGCCUGGACACUCCCACUGUAGCUGAAAACACCUGGACACGCCCACUGCGCCUGGACACGCCCGUUUAACCCGGACACGCCCACCUGGACACGCCCACAGUGCCUGGACACGCCCAUUUGGACACACCUAGACACACCCACUGCAACUAAACCACGCCCACCUCCCUUGGACACACCCACAGUGGCUGAGCCACGCCCAUCACUUGUGGGCACGCCCACUUGGACCACGCCCACCACACCUUAACACACCUGGGCCACGCCCACUGCAUCUGGACUGUGGCAAGAGCCACCCUGAGACCACGCCCACCUCACCCGGGCCACGCCCAGCUCACCUGGCCACGCCCACCUGGCCGGUCCUGGCCACGCCCAUCUCCUGGACACGCCCCACUUUUAACUUGGCCACGCCCACCUGUUUAUCUGGGCCGUGACCACGCCCAUUUCAUGGACACGCCCAUUUACCUUCCAUCACCACGCCCACCCUGAUGUGGCCACGCCCACGCCAAUAUCACCUUGACCACGCCCACUUCCCCAAUAGCCACGCCCAUCUUCACCUGGCCACGCCCAUCUCGUUAUCCUGGUUGUGACCACGCCCACCCUCACGCGGCCACGCCCUUUUCCCAGCCAAGCCAGACCCGCCCCUUUUGGCCACGCCCACCUCCCCUUUUGCUGGCCACGCCCACAUCGUGGCCACGCCCAUCUCCCUUCCGGGGCCACACCCAUUUCGCCCUGACCGCGCCCACCUCGUGGCCACGCCCAUUUCCUCCCCUGCCACGCCCUUCUCCCCUUGGCCACACCCACCCGGCCAUCCCGGACAGGCCCCGCCCCCUCAUUAAUUAUUUAUUGCCCCUCAUUAAUGAAUUCAUUAACCUGUGACCUUUGACCCCCAAUAAAACCGGAAGUGCCCGAAGGGGCUGCUGGGAACCAAAA
Melospiza melodia melodia is the source of this 2799-nucleotide messenger RNA. RefSeq names its product Schwann cell myelin protein-like. Lineage: Eukaryota; Metazoa; Chordata; Aves; Passeriformes; Passerellidae. The record is from RefSeq and is a predicted model, not a curated record.